This is a messenger RNA of Microthlaspi erraticum, 3432 nucleotides long. NCBI's taxonomy places the organism in Eukaryota, Viridiplantae, Streptophyta, Magnoliopsida, Brassicales, Brassicaceae. The record is from the annotation of a GenBank genome assembly.
AUGUCGGGUCUAAGGAUAUCGGAUCCGAGCAAAUUGCAUCUGAAGAGGGAGCUUACUCAAAUCAGGAAAGUUGCCAAGGGUUUACGCGAUCCGGGAACCACUUCCUCUUGGAAAUCCCCUCUCACUUCAUCGAGAUCCGUCGCGGAGACGGUGGAGCCUCCGCCGAGCAAGGCCGCCGUCGAGAUUCUCAGUAAAAACCAGCUGGAUUCACCGCAGAUCCCGAAUAGAGCGGAGAGUGGUCGGGGCUUCGGGAACGGGAAGGAGAAGGAGAAGAAAGUGUUCUUAUGCAAUUGGAAGACUCAGAAAACCUCAAGCGAGAAGAGUGAAGGUAAAGACGGAACUUCGUGGAUCCAAAGUAGUGUCAACGACGAUGACGACGACGACGAUGAUGUGAGCGAUGCAAGGAACGGCGGAGAAAUCCGAUCUGCUUCGAUGAAGUUCAGAUGCAGAGACGCGGCGAAUCUAGCGUCGUCGCCGGGAUUGUCGAAGACCAGAAAGAGGAAUUUUAGGAAGAAGAAGAAGAGUAAGCGAUUGGAGUUCUUAUCUCGGUAUCAUCAACCAAUCCUCGCCGAGCUAUCUGACGAAACGGAGGAGAAGAUCACUAAAGUGACAUCUCCUUUGCUUUUAAAGCUCAAGAACAACAACUGGUCACGCUCUUGCUCUUCCAAGCUCUUGAGAGCUACAAGCAAGAGAGAGGACUCUUCUCAUACUUGUAACAGCACGCCUGCAUUGUCGACUAGCUCGUACAACAUGUACGCUAUUCGUAAUCCCAGCACCGUUGGAUCUUGGGAUAAUGAUGGUGAUGAUGAUGAUGAUGAUGAUAACAUGGAGUUUACAGGGAGGCAAGGUUGUGGGAUUCCUUUUUACCGGACGAAAAGGAACAUGAAACAUAGAGGAGGAUGUAGAAGCUGUUGCUCGCCUUCGUUUUCGGAUACUCUUAGGAAGACUGGGAGUAGCAUCUUAUGCGGUGGGAGUCAAUCUGUGUAUCGGAGACAUAGGCAUUCCUCUGAGAGAUACCAUAAACAGAAACUUGCUUCAAGAAGUGCGUUAGGUGUUUUACCUCUGCUUAAGUAUGGAGGAGGGUCAUCUAUAGGGAUUGAGAGUAGUGAUGAUGAUCUUUCAACUGAUUUUGGUGAGAUUGAUUUAGAGGCUCGAAGUAGAUUAGAUGGGAGGAGAUGGUCUACUAGUUGUAGGAGUCAGAGUGGUUUAGGAGAAGAGGAAGAGGAGGAGGAAGAAGAAGGAAGUACACCGGAGAAUAUGCAGAGUUUGAGCAAAAAGUACAAGCCAAUGUUCUUUGAUGAAGUGAUUGGGCAGAGUAUAGUUGUUCAGUCGCUAAUGAACGCUGUGAAAAAGGGGAAAAUUGCUCAUGUUUAUCUUUUUCAAGGUCCUAGAGGAACAGGGAAGACAUCUGCAGCGAGGAUUUUCUCGGCUGCUUUGAAUUGUGAGGUGGCGACUGAAGAAAUGAAACCUUGCGGGUAUUGCAAAGAGUGCAGUGAUUUCAUGCUGGGGAAGAGUAGAGAUUUGUUGGAACUUGAUGCUUCUAAGAAGAACGGAGCUGAGAAAGUUAAGUACCUUUUGAGAAAACUGUUGGCGUUAGCUCCACAGAGUUCGCCGAGAUUCAAGGUUUUUGUGAUAGAUGAGUGUCAUUUGUUACCGUCUAGGACAUGGCUAUCUUUGCUCAAGUUUCUUGAGAACCCUCUGCAGAAAGUCGUCUUCAUAUGUGUGACGACUGAUCUUGGCAAUGUUCCUCGGACUGUUCAGUCAAGGUGCCAGAAGUAUCUGUUCAACAAACUCAGAGACGGUGACAUUGUUUCGAGACUAAAGAAAAUUGCUUCAGAUGAAAAUCUCGAUGUGGAACCGCAGGCGUUGAAUUUGAUUGCUUUGAAUGCUGAUGGCUCGCUUAGAGAUGCUGAGACCAUGUUGGAUCAGCUGAGUUUGAUGGGAAAACGAAUCACUGUUGAUCUUGUAAAUGAGCUAGUGGGUGUUGUUUCAGAUGAGAAGUUGCUUGAGCUCUUGGAACUAGCGUUGUCUUCAGACACGGCGGAGACCGUGAAGAGAGCUAGAGAGUUACUUGACUUAGGAGCUGACCCAAUAGCCAUGAUGUCUCAGCUGGCAAGUCUUAUCAUGGACAUCAUUGCUGGAGCAUACAAGGCCUUGGACGAAAAAUACAGCGACGCCUUCCUUCAUGGACGGAACUUGAGUGAAGCGGAUAUGGAGAGGCUAAAGCAUGCUUUGAAGAUUCUUUCUGAGGCAGAGAAGCAGCUUAGAGUUAGUACUGAUCGUUCAACAUGGUUCAUAGCUACUUUGCUACAGCUUGGUUUGAUGUCUUCUCCCGGAACCACACAUACCGGUAGCAGUAGAAGGCAAAGCUCUAGAGCAACUGAAGAAAACCUGUCAAGCGUUUCAAGAGAAGUGAUUGCUUAUAAACAGAGAUCAGGCCUUCAAUGUAGUAACUCACCAUCCCCAACUUCCACGAGAAAAGGCGGAAAUAUUGUUCGUGAAGUGAAAUCGUCCUCCUCGUCCAGCGAAGUCUUAGAGAAUGGCGCUUCCGUUUCCUCGCGUGAUGAUACAGCUGCAAGCACCAUGACGCUUACUUGCAAGAAUUCAGAGAAACUAUAUGAUAUAUGGACAAAGUGUAUAGAUAGGUGCCACUCAAAGACAUUGAAGCAGCUGCUCUAUUCUCAUGGGAAGCUAUUAUCCAUCAGUGAAGUUGAAGGUAUUCUAAUUGCUUAUAUUGCAUUUGGAGAAAAAGAGAUCAAACUGAGAGCUGAGAGGUUUUUAAGCAGUAUCACAAACUCGAUUGAAAUGGUGCUGCGGCGAAACGUAGAGGUCAGGAUAAUCCUCUUGUCUGAAAAUGAGUUCCUGAACUCCAGUCAGACCAGACAAACAGCAGCAGCAGCAGCAGCAGUAGUGACAAGUAGUUCAGAUACUGAAAGUGGGCAUGAGAUUCCAAUGAGUAGGAUACAAUCGAUCAUCCAAGAACAGAGAUUAGAAGCCGAGUGGUUACAGAGGACUCCUGGUUCACAGGGCCGGUUAAAACCCGAAAGGAAUCAAGUUUUGCCUCAAGAAGACAUUAAUCAUCAUCAUCAUCACCAACCCAACAUUGGUUCUGCUGUUUCUGCUGGACUAAACAAUGGAGUUAAAGUUAUGAAGAUUUGUGAAAUGGGUGAGUUUCAGGAGAUUCAGAGUGGUAAAAGAAUGGAGCAUUGUCCUGUUUCACCGAGUUUGCUCCAUGGUAGUAACUUGACAAACAACAAAGACAAUUUAGAAUAUGAAUCAGGAACUGGGAGAGGAGUUUGCAGUCUGCUUUUCUGUUGGAACACACAAAAGUCUCCAAGAAGAAGCAAGAUCAAAGGGACUUCUGUGCGAUCACGAAGAAGUCGAAAGAGAAGAUUUUCGUUGUUCAGUGGAUGUGCUAAACCAAGGAAGUAA